AGUGUGGGUCUGGCAUUGGUGGAGAACGGGUCGGCGGUGGAGGGAGAGAGAGAGAGAGAGAGAAAAAAAGAGAGACAGAGAGAAAGAGAGUGAGAAAAAAGAGAGUGAAAGAAAAUAAAGAGAGAUACAGAAGAGGAAACGAGAUAAUUGAAUAAAAGAGAUAAAUAAAGAUAGAAAAGAAAGAAAAUAGAGAAAGAAAGAGAGAUAGUGAAUAAAGGAAUAAGGAAAACAGUGAAAAAUAAUGAAAAUAAAGAUAAUGAUGGUGAAAGACAGUGAAAUAGUGAGAUAGAGAGAGAGAGAGAGAGAGAGAGAGAGAGAGAGAGAGAGAGAGAGAGAGAGAGAGAGAGAGAGAGAGAGAGGAAGAAAACUAAAAAAAAACGUAUUAAGAAGAAGAAGAAGAAGAAGAAGAAGAAGAAGAAGAAGAAGAAGAUAAUACGAAUAAAUUAAGAAGAAAACGAAUAUUAAAGAGAAGAAUAAGAGAAAAUAAGGAAAAAUAAGACAGACAGACAGACAGACAGACAGACAGACAGACAGACAGACAAGAUAAACGAUUAAAACACAAUAACGAGAGAGAGAGAGAGAGAGAGAGAGAGAGAGAGAGAGAGAGAGAGAGAGAGAGAGAGAGAGAGAGAGAGAGAGAGAGAGAGAGAGAGAAACAAAAAAAAAAAUUCACCUAACCGGAUUCGAACCGAUGCGCAGAAAAUAAAAAAUAAAAAAAAUAUUCUCACUAAAAAAAAAAUUAAAAACCGCCAAAAAUACCCAAAAAAACCCUAGAAUUUGGGGUUUUUCGAGUUUGGGCGGAGGUGAGAGAUGAGUGCGACCGAGAUGGGCACCCCUGGAACGCCACUGGGCUCCCCUACACAGCCCAUAACCCAUCAUUUCCAUACCACCCCGGACCACGCCUCCGUAGCUCUGCAAGCGAUGAACAAACUUCGAGCGAAUUCUCAGUUGUGUGACAUCGAACUGGUGGCGGGAGCAGCUUCUGUUUUCGCCCACCGUGUUGUGUUGGCUGCUGCCUCCGCUUACUUCCACGUCAUGUUUAACUGUAAGUGACUUGGUGGAAAAAAACAAGAAAAGGUGACCCUGAAAGACCUUGAUUCCCUCGCCCUGCAGCUUCUGGUGGAAUAUUCCUACACAGGGGACAUCAUCAUCACCGAGGAUAAUGUACAGGUGCUUCUCCCCGCCUCCAGCCUUCUACAGAUGAGCAGCGUGCGAGAGGCCUGCUGUAAGUUUCUGAUGAGGCAGCUUCAUCCCUCAAACUGCCUUGGAAUAAGAAGUUUUGCAGACGCGCACAGCUGCGGUGAACUGCACACUCGCUCUCAUAAGUUUGCGCUACAGAAUUUUCCAGAGGUGUGUGGCACAGAAGAAUUCCUACUGCUUCCUUAUAAACAGGUGGAGGAGCUGAUUUCGUCACCUCACCUGAACGUGCCCUGUGAAGAGAAGGUGUUUACAGCGGUGAUAUCUUGGGUGAAGCACGACCUGCCAGCCAGACAGAAGCACGUGCCGGAGCUUUUAAAAUACGUGCGCCUCCCUCUCCUCUCCCGUGACUUCCUGACAUCCAAUGUGGACGCGGAGCCUUUGGUGAGAGAGAACGCCUCCUGUCACCACCUGCUGCUGGAGGCGCUGAAGUAUCACCUCCUACCUGAGCAAAGGGCGGUGCUGGCCUCCCCUCGGACACAAGAGAGGCAGCCUGAUGGAGUGAAGCCCUAUCUGUUUGCAUGUGGUGGAGGCAGCCUGUUCGCGAUCCACAGUGAGGUGGAGUGCUACAACCCACGUACGGACAGGUGGAUGCCUGUUGCCUCCAUGAACUACCGCAGGUCCCGCGCAGGUGUCACAUCCUUGGGGCGCUACCUGUACGUGAUGGGGGGCUACGAUGGGGCGUGUGACCUGUGCUCUGCUGAAAUGUACAAUCCUGCAAUAAAUAAGUGGAUGAACAUUACUGCAAUGGGCACCAAACGAUCGUGUCUCGGGGUGUGUGCUAAUAAUGGACUUAUCUACUGUGUUGGAGGUUACGACGGCGCCUCCUGUCUGAACAGUGUGGAGAGAUACGACCCCCUUACUGGGACCUGGACCUCCUGCCCCGCCAUGGCCACCAGGAGGAGAUACUGCAGGGUGGCUCUUCUUGACUCCUGCAUCUACGCAUUAGGUGGAUUUGACUCAACUAACUAUCAAUGCACGGUGGAACGUCUAGACCCCCGUGUUGGUAAGUGGAUGUCUGUACCACCAAUGAUGAGCCGCCGGAGCAGCUGUGGGACCUCUGUGGUGGGCGGUAUGCUGUACUGCGUGGGCGGCAACGAUGGAACUAUGUGCAUGUCCUCAGUGGAACGAUAUAAUCCCAGGAGAAACACGUGGGAGCCCAUUACUGCUAUGAAUUCAAGGAGGUCCACACACGAGGUAGUGGAGAUAGAUGGACUCCUUUACGCCCUGGGAGGCAAUGAUGGGUCGUCUUCUUUAAAUUCUAUGGAGAGAUAUGAUGGGAAGCAAAACAAAUGGGUUCUUGUCACCUCCAUGCUGUCUAGAAGGUCCUCGGUGGGCGCCGCAGUGGUGGACUGCCUGCAGCUGGAGAAGGGACUGACUAAGACUACCUGACAGGUGGAGCGGUUCCCAUCACUUAUGUCCUAAUGGGGGAGUCCUUUAGCCCUUCACCCUGCCCAGCCCUGCCCAGCCCUGCCCAGCCCUUCACUUCGUUGCCCCGCCCCUCAGAACUAUAGUAUUCCUUCACCCAUUUCUUCAGCCCUUCACCCAAACUCUCAUCUAGACUGUUACCCCUUCACCAAGCCCCUCUCCCCUUCAUCUAGUCUGUCACCCAUUUCUCUCACCCCUUCACUCCUUCCCCACCCAUCACUUCUUUGUUUGUCCCUCUCAGUUCUUCGUCCAGCUCGUCACCCCUUCCCCCAGCCCAUCACCUGCCCUUCAGUCUUUUAUUUCACCAUUUAUUUAGUUCUUCAUUCCUUCAUCUUCUUGUCCACCUCCCCAUCACUUCCCCAUCACUUCCCCCAUUACUUUCAGAGAUGUAUCUAUUUUGUGUCCCCUUUUAUCUAGUCUUCCCAUUCCUUCCCCAUCACUUCCCAUCACCUUCACUCAAAUAUGACAUUUUUUAUUUAUUUUAUUUUUUUUUAGAAUAUUUUAACCUCCUCCUCUUCCUCCUCCUCCUCCUCCUCCUCCUCCUCCUAAGGGCAACUAGAUAAAUGUUUCUUAUAUAUGUAUGUCUGUCUGUCAGUCUUGUACGUGUGUGUGUGUGUGUGUGUGUGCGUGUGUGUGUGCGUGCGUGUGUGUGUGCGUGUGUGUGUUACCUGUUACCUGGUCAGCCUUGUAAGUCAGUACCUGUGAACCGCCUUGUCUGCCCCCUCCUGCCCCCCCCUCUCCACCCCGGUGCUCCCCCCCCCCCCAAGUCCACCUCCACCUCCUCCUCCUCCCCCCCUUUAGUAAUUUUUCUUAGGAUUUGAUACGGACUUUUGUUUGUGGUUCCUUUAAGUUCUUUGUUGUUGGUGUUGUUGUUGUUGUUGUUGUUGUUUUGGUUAUUUUAAAGGGUAUUGCGUGUAUUUGUUUGUUUGUUUGUUUGUUUGUUUGUUAUUGUUCGGGAUGGUUCAUUUAUAUCGUCGUUCCUUUAAGGGUUUUGUACAGUAUUUCGUGUCUAGUCAUUCCUUUAACUUUAGCUAACUUAUUUAUUUAUUAUUUCAAGUUUAAGUUUAAGGGAUAACACUUAGUUCACUCGGUCAUUCCUUUAAGCUAUUUGUCACUCCUGUCUAGUCGUUCCUUUAAGUCUAGUCAUUCCUUUAAGUUUAAGAUAGAUCAAUAUAUUUUUUUUGCGUGUUUUUUUUAAAGCAACAAAGUCAUUCCUUUAAGUAAAAAAUAGAUUACUUUAUUUAUUUAUUCAUUCUUUAUAGGAGAAACACAUGAUUAUGGUCAUACAUACAGACAGACACACAAACACACAUACAUACACACAUACACACACGAAGCUAAAAAAAAAUUGCAUUACUACUAUUAUUAUCAUCAUUAUUAUUAUAUGGAAACACACACACACACACACACACACACACACACACACACACACACACCCGUACACACAGCCCGGGACCAAAAAACAGUCAUACAAAAAGCGUUGCCUUGAAAAUAAAUACUUGGGCUACUAUUUGGGCUAUUUGCGGCUACAUUGGGGGUAUUUGUGACUCCUGUUGGGCUAGUUUUUGGUGGCUAUCCUUGGGCUACUUUUUGGGCUAGUUUUUGGGCUACUAUUUGGGCUGUUUGUGGCUACGUUGGGGGCAUUUGAGACUCCUGUUGGGCUAGUUUUUCGGUGGCUAUCCUUGGGCUACUUUUUUUGGGCUAGCUUUUGGGCUACUCUGAGAGGCUGUGUGGGAGACUAUGAUAAACUUUAUAAUUGUUCAUUUAUUUGUUUAUUUAAUGAUUUACAGGAAGGAAAACGUACUUAGAGAGAGAGAGAGAGAGAGAGAGAGAGAGAGAGAGAGAGAGAGAGAGAGAGAGAGAGAGAGAGAGAGAGAGAGAGAGAGAGAGAGAGUCAGUCAGUCAGUCAGUGGCGGUGUUACCAUAUCAGUGUCCACACCUCUCCCUCCCCACACCUGUUCCUCCCCAUACCUGCCCCUUCCCACACCUGCCACACACCUGAUGACAGUUCCACAGAGAGACAGAAUGCACAUGUAUGUUAUUAUGCAUAUUACACCUAUGUAUAACUUAUUAUAGUGAAGUAAACAGUGAUUUCCACGUAUAAUUAGCAAAGAUUUAUGUAUAUGUAUUAAAUUAUGUAUUACGUAUUAUUAUUGGUAAUAGAAGAUUUGUAUAUAUGUAGAAAGAGGACAUAUUUAUUCUAGAUAUGCAUAUGUGUUCAUUGUAUGUGUGUAUGUACGUAUGUGUGUAUGUAGGGUUUAAAUAUGAGUUUUUUUUUUUGUAUAUCACUAAGGUUUAACAGAAUAAUUAUCAUUUUUUUAUUAUUUAUUUAUUUAUUUAUUUAUUUAUUUAUUUUCUUACUGUAUUCUCUCUCUCUCUCUCUCUCUCUCUCUCUCUCUCUCUCUCUCUCUCUCUCUCUCUCUCUCUCUUCUUCUUCUUCAUUCAACCUAAACUCUUAGGAAAAUACUUUAGAGAAAAUGAAAAAUCUUGAAAGGAAAACGAAAACAGAAAAUGAAGUCUAUAUUUUUUUUUCAAGGGGGCACUGAAAGAAAAAUAACUAUUGUAUUAUUUAAUUUUAUAGGAAGGAGACAAGAGAGAGCUGAGGGAAGAAGAAGAAGAAGAGGAGGAGGAGGAGGAGGAGGAGGAGGAGGAGGAGGAGGAGGAGGAGGAGGAGGAGGAGGAAGAAGAAUAAAAGACAGGAAUAGGAAAGAAAGAGGAGGAAGAGGAAGAGGAAGAGGAAGAGGAGGAGGAGGAGAAACACUGCAGCACAAUCACAUCACUGCCACUAUAGCUAGAGAACUGUUAGGGUGAAGAGAACACCAUACCCUCACCCUGGUCACCCUAAGCAACACCCCUACAUCCUACCAUACCCAGCUGUCACCCUGCCAAACUUCCUCACCCUAUCAACACCCUUAGAUCACCCUGGUCACCCUAAGCAACACCCCUACACCCUACCAUACCCAGCUGUCACCCUGCCAAACUUCCUCACCUUGUCAACACCCUUAGAUUAUCGUGACACCCUAAACACCCUUCUUUUAUCCUAUUUCACCCUAUUUAAGUCCUUUUUGUCCUUUUUCUUCACCCUUUUCACCUUAACUCACCCUAAAAAAUCCUUCUUUGAUUUCAUUUCACCCUAGAUCACUCUAUUAUCAUCCUCAUUGCUUUAAUUCACCCUAAAAACAUUACUUUAUCUUAUCUCACCCUAAUUACUUCAUUAUCACCCAAUUUUUUUGCAAUUAGAUCACCCUAAACACCUUUCCUUUAUCUUAUCCCACCCUAGUUAAGUCUAUCUCAUCCUCUGUACACCCUAACCAACACCUUAGUCACCCUAGCAACACCCUAACUUUAAUAACACCCUAUUUUUCACCGUUCUAGACUGCCUCACCCUAUCCCACACCCUUAAUCACCCUGGAAACACCCUAAACUUUACUGACACCCUAGUUUUUCAACCUAAUUAUCCUGCUAUCACCCUGGGCCACACCCUGACAACACCUCACCCUUUUCUACACCCUAACAAAGACAAACAGACACACUGCCAUAUAUUUAGGGUGAGAGAGAAGCACUGCAAAUGAUGAUGAUGAUGAUGAUGAUGGUGAUGAUGGUGAUGAUGGUGAUGGUGAGUGAAUGGUGAUAUUAUUGCAUUUUAAAAUAGUGAUUGAUUUUUUCUUCUUUUCUUUCUCUCUUUCUCUCUCUCUUAUAUCAAAAUGAAAAAAAGUAGUUAUUUUCAUGAUAGGUUAUAGUCAGGUUAGGUUAGGUUAAGUUAGGUCAGGUCAGGUCAGGUCAGGUCAGGUCUGGUUAGGUUAGGUCAGGUUAGGUUAGGUCAGGUUUGGUUAGGUCUUGGUUAGGUUAGGUUAAGUUAGGUCAGGUUAGGUUAGGUUAGGUUAAGUCAGGUUAGGUUAGGUUAAGUUAGGUCAGGUUAGGUUAGGUUAGGUCAGGUUAGGUUAGGAUAUGUUAGGCUAGGCUAGGUUAGGUUAGGUUAGGUUAGGUUAGGUCAGGAUAAGUUAGGCUAGGUUAGGUCACAAUAGGUUAGGUUAGGAUAUAUUAGGCUAGGUUAGGUGAGAAUAGGUUAGGUUAGGUUAGGAUAUGUUAGGCUAGGUUAGGUCACAAUAGGUUAGGUUAGGUUAGGUUAGGUCAGGAUAUGUCAGAUUAGGAUAGACUAGAAAAAAGUUAAACUAGAAUUACACUAUGAACAGAAGAGAGAGAGAGAGAGAGAGAGAGAGAGAGAGAGAGAGAGAGAGAGAGAGAGAGAGAGAGAGAGAGAGAGAGAGAGAGAGAAAG
This is a messenger RNA of Scylla paramamosain (green mud crab), 6903 nucleotides long. RefSeq names its product kelch-like protein 17. Lineage: Eukaryota; Metazoa; Arthropoda; Malacostraca; Decapoda; Portunidae. The transcript is spliced from 15 exons. Gene Ontology annotation, molecular function: protein binding. The record is from RefSeq and is a predicted model, not a curated record.